GUGGCAACAUUUUUAGUGAUGGCCGUCAGUCGCUUGGGAUGGAUGUGAGUGACCGUUACUGAAUAUUAGUGUUAAAAAUUAUCAAGUUUCAUUCGACACUGUGGUUACAUGUGAAUUGAAUUAUAUUCUCAAACAUUUUGUGUGUAUUUGUGUAUUCUCUUGUGACUAAAUUUUAUGUGCUAUUGAAUUAAUGAAUGUUUGUUGUGUCCUUUAAAAUAAUAGGAUAAAAGUGAUUAUUAUAUUGGAUUACGGAUUUCUCUGUGUAUAAUUAACAAACUACGGGGUGCAGUGCCGCAGUCGCAAGGUGUAUCGAUGAGCCGGCGCUAGCUCUCGCGGGAGAGGAGCGUCUCGACACGCUGCGUGCACAUAUAACAUAGGGGCGGUGUGUGAGUGCCGCACCGCCAUGUCGCACCACAGCGACGAGCAGGCGCUGCUCAGCGUCGCCUCCGACUCGUUCUGGGAGCCGGGCAACUACAAGCGCACCACACGACGCGUUGACGACGGCCACCGGCUUUGCGGCGAGUUACAAGCACUGGUGCAGGAGCGAGCUGAUAUAGAGAAGACGUACGCGAAAAGCCUGCGAGCAUGGGGAAAGAAGUGGAAUGAUCUUAUAGAGAAAGGCCCGGAGUACGGUACGAUGGAGGCAGCGUGGAAGGGCGGUAUGGUGGAAGCAGAGAGGCUGUCGGAUCUCCACCUGGGGGUGCGCGAUCGCCUCGUCAAUGACGUAAUCGCACAGAUCAAGAAUUGGCAGAAGGACACCUAUCACAAGUCAAUGAUCCAAUUGAAAGAACGGAAAGAGAUGGACGAGGCGUUCAAAAAGGCUCAGAAGCCGUGGGCGAAGCUGCUGCAGAAGGUAGAACGCACGAGACUGGAAUACCACACGGCGUGUAAGCAGGAACGUACCGCACAGAACCAGGAGCGAAACGCAAGCGGUGAUAGCUCGCUCAGUCCCGACCAGGUCAGUUCACAGGUUAAAAAGAUGGCGGAACGCGUAUCGAAGUGUCGAGAAGAAGUAUCCAAGUCCCGCGAAAAGUACCAAGCAGCGCUGGCUGAGAUCACUGGCUACAACCCGCGGUACAUCGAGGAUAUGACCGCGGUGUUCGAGCGCUGCCAACAGAUGGAAGCACAGAGACUAACAUUCUUCAAAGACGUGCUGUUCAGCUUCCAUAAGUGCCUAAAUAUCAGUCAAGAGCCCACUUUACCACAAAUAUACGAAGAAUUCCAUCAUACGAUAAACAACGCUGACCACCAAAAGGAUUUGAAAUGGUGGGCGAAUAACCACGGAGUCAACAUGGCGAUGGCAUGGCCGCAGUUCGAGGAGUACACGGAGGAGUUCCGGGACAUCGCGAAGGGCAAGUCCAAGGAGAGCCUGCCCACGGGUCCCAUCACGCUGCUCAACCAGCGCCCCGUCAGCGAGGACGAGUUGCCGCCGAUAAAUUCAACGAAGACGAGUAAAAACGCGAACCAUUCGGAUACGAUGAACAGCACGCAGAGCGUCGCCCUGCACAACACGCCCAGCGGCAACAAUACCAUCGACAAGAAGACCAUCAGCGCGCCCAUCGCUGUCACGAAUGGCACAGCGAGCGCUCCAAAGUCGGGCAAGACGUCCCCCAGCAAGGAGGGCGUGCGGGGCGAGGGGCGGGGCGAGGCGGCGCGGCGGGGCGAGGGGCGCGGGGAGGGCCGGCAGGAGAACCCCUUCGAGGAGGAGGAGUGGGAGGAGGAGGGCGGCGCGCUGGAGGACUCGGGCGAGCCCGGCGUGCCGGUGCGCGCGCUCUACGACUACACCGGCGCGGAGAGCGACGAGCUCAGCUUCCGGCAGGGCGAUCUAUUCGAAAAACUAGAAGACGAGGACGAGCAGGGCUGGUGCAAGGGACGCAAGGACGGCCGCGUCGGCCUCUACCCCGCUAACUACGUGGAGCCCGUGGGGCACUAGCUCAGUGGGGGCACUGGCGCAGUGGGGGCACCGGCGCAGUGGGGGCACCAAAUAUGUUGGCAGCUUGUACCUGUCCGCUAUCGUAUUUGUUAAACUAUCGUCAAAACACUGUAACAAUGAAAGUUAUGUGAUAAAAUGCUUUUUAUCAUAGUAUUUGAAACACGAAACAUUUUGGACAACGGAUACGUUAGCAGUGUCAUCGCCCGCGUUGUUUAUAUUAUAGUAAUCAACUUAUCUGACGAAAAAGGUGACAUCUCCGUCGAAAGCGAUGUAACUAUUUUCGUCGGAAGAGUAGAAAUGUACUCGGUGUAUUUAUUUUAACAAAGUGACCCGCAUCUUAUGUCUGAAACAAAGCAAUAAUUGUAACUGAAUUUAAAUUUGAUUGUUUUUAAUGUUGAAAACAAUUAUUCGCAAAAUUUAUAAAAUCAUUUUUUAACGAUUAUUUUAUUGGGCGAAAAUACACUUUUUUUUACGCAUUUUCAUUCGAUUUUCGUGUCAAGCUGCCUUAUGAAUCGAUUCAAUCGACACAUCGAACACCGAACUUCGUAUUUUUGACGCAUUUAAUGUGAGGUUUUUAAAUAUUGUUGCGAACGAUUUUGUACAUUUUAUAAAUACGUUCGCUCGCGGACGCUACGGACAUAUUUUUGGAUAAAAAUUAUUUGUUAACGUGGAAACCAAAAAAUGCUUUGUAAUUUUUAGUGACGUUUGUAUGCGAAUUGUUGUAAAUUUUAUUAUUACGAUCCGGGAGUAUUGAGUUGGAUAUUAUCGCAAUAGUAAUACGGUUAGAGUUUUAUGUCCCCUAGAGUCGAGGUUCAGCCUCGGAGCAUUAGCGAAGCCAAAAAGUUGACGCCAAUAUCAGAGAGUGGGCGGAGCAGAGCGGACUGGGCCAGCUGACUUUGUUACUAAUAAUCACUUGAUUUUUUCAACAGUAUUUAUUUUUUCAAGUGAUUUUCUUCACCAUGUCGAACAUAAGAACGAACACUUUCAUUCUGUUCAGAAAAUAGACAUACUUAUUUCUGUAAGGAUGUUUCUGAGAUGGAAGCCGGCAAAUGUCAGCUGGGCUGGUCCGCGGCGAGGGUGUACAGUUGUGAUAGCGGUGUACAUACGCGAUGUAUCUUCUUGCAUAUAGAAUAUUUAUUUCCCAUUGUAUAUAAAUGUAUAUUUGCGGGGCGGCGGCCCUCUGGCGGCGAGACGAGGCCUAACGAUUUGUUUUGGAUCUUAUACAAAUUGCCGCUUUUUGACUCGGAGGUGCUAAUUUCUUGUUUAAGCGCGCUACACUAGCGCCGCCCCGCUUAGGUUAAAUAUUGAUAGUUAAUAUAUUAACGAAUGUUUAUCUUUUCUUUCCUGUUUUUUAUUUCGUUUUGAGUUCGUCCAGCGACUGGCGAUGUUGGUCGCUGGUAGUUUCAAACUAGACGUAGAUGUAUUUGUUUAAUUUGUUAUGGGUUCAAAGACCACUUGUGAGAAAUUCAUUGUAUUAUAAUAUUAUCAGAGAGAGGGUGGCUAUGGACCACAUAUUAUGUUAAUAUAUUAUUAAUAUUGGUAAAAUAAAAAUUGUUACACAUGA
Messenger RNA from Papilio polytes (common Mormon), 3497 nucleotides. RefSeq names its product protein kinase C and casein kinase substrate in neurons protein 1 (gene Synd). Gene Ontology annotation, cellular component: cytoplasm; plasma membrane; endosome. Bases 404 to 1933 code for a protein of 509 amino acids. The record is from RefSeq and is a predicted model, not a curated record. Gene Ontology annotation, molecular function: phospholipid binding; protein binding. Lineage: Eukaryota; Metazoa; Arthropoda; Insecta; Lepidoptera; Papilionidae. Gene Ontology annotation, biological process: regulation of endocytosis; cytoskeleton organization; plasma membrane tubulation. The transcript is spliced from 11 exons.